Molecule: messenger RNA, 570 nt
Organism: Rotaria sordida
Lineage: Eukaryota; Metazoa; Rotifera; Eurotatoria; Philodinida; Philodinidae
Source: the annotation of a GenBank genome assembly
AUGUCAUUGUGUCCAAUAGAAUUUGGUGGCGCAGUGGGCGGUGCUGUCGGUGAUGUAGCAGGUGGAGUUGUAGGGUAUGUGGCAAUGCCUACGCCGUUAGGAGUAGCUGGUGGUGGUGCCGCAGGUACUGUUGCUGGCUACGUUGCUUCUGGGGUAGUUUAUGAUGAUAAGACGGGUAAAAUAUCAGUGACCGAAUUUCGAAAGUUGUUCUUUGCUGAUGAAUUUCUUCAAAAUUUUCGUAGUACAACAUUCGAUACUUAUAUUGCUGAAUUGGGUAAUAAUACAGGAUGGAUUACAUUUGAACAAUUCAAACAGUUUAUGCAAACGAAAACAUCUAUAUAUAAGAAUCCUCUGGUUAUUAUAGAACUCAAAAAAGUAUUCAACGAGGUCGAUACUAAUAAAGAUGGUCUUAUAUCACCACAAGAAGCGCGUCAAGGUAUUACUUUAGCUCGUCAACGUAUAUCUGGAUGUAGUUUUGACCAUAUUAUUCAAAUGUUUGACGAUAAUCACGACGGACAAAUGUCACUCGAAGAAUUUUUAAAUAAUGUUCAGAAAUUAGAUUACAAAUAA